This is a messenger RNA of Hydractinia symbiolongicarpus, 2056 nucleotides long. RefSeq names its product synaptic vesicle 2-related protein-like. Gene Ontology annotation, cellular component: membrane. The record is from RefSeq and is a predicted model, not a curated record. Gene Ontology annotation, molecular function: transmembrane transporter activity. The transcript has a single exon. Lineage: Eukaryota; Metazoa; Cnidaria; Hydrozoa; Anthoathecata; Hydractiniidae. Gene Ontology annotation, biological process: transmembrane transport. The coding region runs from base 699 to 2033 and encodes 444 amino acids.
AACACAAAUUUUUAAUUCAAUAACCUAAAGCUUGCUUCAGUGCUCUUUUUUGUAUUAACACUAUCUUUAUCGAUUAUUAAUUUUUCAAUUCUUGCAUCAUCUAUGUCCCCGAAGCGAUUCAUUUUUGUUUCGAUUUCUUUGUUUUGAUGUUUUUGUAAAAAGAAUUUUCUCGACAAAAAAGUUCCCGCCAUUUCACGUGUUUGGAAAUCGACCAAUCAGAAAACGGACCACUAAGAAACAACCAAUCACAGUUAAUUACGAUAAAAAUUAAUGAGGCGGAAAGGAUAAAAUCAAAACAUGCGUUUACAAAUGUUUUGUCAAAACUAUUGUUACGUCACAAGCAUUGAAUAAUACGGGUGGAAUACGAUUAUUUAUUCAAUGGCUGUUUUUGCUUACGGGUAUAUAAUAAUGAUACUUAUUUAUGGCUGAAGACUUACACAAUAAUUUUAGAGAUAUUUCAAGAGAUGUUCUAAAAGUGUUAUAAUCGUUAGAAAACAAUAGGUGGUGGUAACAAAGUUAAUUAAAAGACCGUGUAAUUACUUAUUAAUGAUUUUACACAAAAGCCACUGUAAUUGGCUUGCUUAAUAAUAUCUCUAUAAUUGCUUCUAAUCGUAAGAAUAUAAAACAAUGUGCUAAAAUCUCAUGUAAAUAAUAAACAUGAAAGGUACAUAGAACAUAUUCUAAAAGCAACAAAUGAAAUGACUACAACGAGCGAAGAACUAACCUUGGGAGAAGUUAUUGAUUAUUUUGGAUAUGGAAGCUUUUCGUUUAAACUUACCUGCAUAUUGGGACUGCUCUGGUUUCUUGAUGGAAUAGAUCUGACUUUAAUAACAUUAAUCGCUCCUGAGUUAAAAUGCAAGUGGAAUUUGACCUCCUUUCAGACUGCUCUAACGUCAACUGGUGUAUUUAUUGGCUUAGCUGUUGGUUCAAUAUUUUGGGGUAAAUUUGCAGAUAAAUUCGGUCGAAGGAUUUUCUCACUUCUUGGGGUAGCUUUUAUGUUGUAUUUUGGCUUGCUUACGACAGUGGCCACGAAUGUUGGAUGGUUUCUGUUAAUGCGUUUCUUUGUUGGUCUUGGACUAUGUAGCAUUAUACUUUCACCCACCUAUGUUAGUGAGUUGAUAAGCUCGAAAUAUCAAGGAAGAGUUACGUUUGCUUUAGCAUCAUUCUUUACAUUGGGUAAUUUCUAUGCUGCGUCCCUCGCAUAUUUAGUUAUGAACAGAUUCGGAUGGAGGGUGUUUGUUUUCCUUGCUACAACACCAAUCGGGUUAACAUUCGGUUUGCUACUUUGGUUGCCCGAAUCAGUGCGUUACUUGGAAACCAUUGGGUCUAUUGAUGCAAUUAUGAAAAUCUUGAAUUCGAUAUCCGUGGAACACAAAAUGCCUAUACCAAAAAAUAUAAAAUUUUCAAAACGCAUUGCAGAAAGGGGGAAUGUGUCUAAACUCUUCACUAAGAAGUUCAGAAUAAAGACUCUACUUUUAAUGGUGCUUUGGGUUUGUGUUAUGGUAACGUAUUUUGUUGUUUUGUUCUUGAACACACAGUUAGAACAAAUGUCAGGACAUGCCACUGUAGCAAAUGAAAGCACAUGUCAUACACUAACAAAUAGUGAUUAUCUACAAAACAUGUUUGUUGUACUCGGUGAAAUCCCUGGCUUGAUGGUAUACGUAUUUAUCGUGGAUAAGUUUUCUCGCCAAAAAGUUUUUUUAUCAGCUUUUACAGUGAUCAUUACAUCCUUGUUAACAUUAUGGAUGUAUGGUACUUUAUUUUACGUGAGAACGUUCGUUAUGUUUAUCCUGAGAGGAACAACAACAUCUGCUCUUCAAUUAGUUUGGCUAUACACUGCCGAGAACUGUCCAACUAGCUUAAGGGCUACGUUGUUGGGACUAUGCUGUGGAACAGCACGCUGGUCAUUGAUAUUUAUUCCAUUUUUUGUGCAAUAUUUGAUACGGGUUUCGUUUACAGCGACUAUAUUUAUUUUUGUGGGAAUUUGCAUAUUAGGUGGUGUUGUAGUUGUUAUCAGAGAAAGAUGCAAGUAAAAAAAUAAAUUGUGUUAUAAGAA